Messenger RNA from Rotaria socialis, 897 nucleotides. The record is from the annotation of a GenBank genome assembly. NCBI's taxonomy places the organism in Eukaryota, Metazoa, Rotifera, Eurotatoria, Philodinida, Philodinidae.
AUGAGAUGUUUCAAUUUGUAUAGUGCCGAAGAUGGACGGGAUCGAUUUUUUCUCUAUGCAAUGAUCAUUCUUCCAUUUAUUGCAUCGAGUUGCUAUGUAUUCGAUGCUUGGUAUCAUUAUAUUUACCAUCCAGAAUCACGUAACUACGAAGGACUCUUGUCCACUAUUGUUAUUGUCUUCAUCUAUCUUCAAUAUUGUGCGCCGAUCCGAUCUCGAUAUGCACUAGGAAUCUAUCAUAUUCUAUUAUGGAUAAUCACAGAAAUAGCUAAUCUUGGCUAUUUGAUUUUCUAUAUUCAAGAACGUGACACAUUUCGAAGUAUUAUCUAUUUCUCGUUUCUCAUUCUUCAUUCGUAUCUUACGGUUGGCCUUCUCUAUUGUCGAGUUCUGAACGAUUUCAAAUCGAAUAUUAUCGUUGAGAAUAAACAUUUAUUUCAUUUUAUUUCUCGUUUGGAAGUUAUUCUUACCAUAUACAUACCGAUCUAUAUGAAAAUCGAAUAUACAUCAUUAACACGAAAUACCAUUGCUUAUUUUCUUCUAUUCGAUUUUUUCUCAGAUUCUUAUCAUCGUUUUCAAGGUGUAUGGAUUAAAUCUGCACUGUAUUUAUUUGUGGCCACGGUUACGGCAGCAGUUGCAACUGAAUGGUUCUAUUUUAAUAAUAACGAUCAUAUCUACGAAGCUGCUUCUCUGGUUGCCGAAGUGAUUUCUGCUUUUCUUUGUAAUACAAUUAUUAUUCUACAAUUUUUUCCGUUUCAUUUUAAAACACAACAUAUUCAACAUAUCUUUCGAGAAGCAAUAAUUUCAAUGAAAAAUCAGCAUAACAACAAAACACAAGAACCGGAUGACUCCUCUAGCACUAAUAUGUCGAUGAUCUAUGAAGAAAAUCUUUAUAGAUACUAA